This is a messenger RNA of Betta splendens (Siamese fighting fish), 663 nucleotides long. RefSeq names its product essential MCU regulator, mitochondrial-like. The record is from RefSeq and is a predicted model, not a curated record. NCBI's taxonomy places the organism in Eukaryota, Metazoa, Chordata, Actinopteri, Anabantiformes, Osphronemidae. Bases 133 to 426 code for a protein of 97 amino acids. Gene Ontology annotation, biological process: calcium import into the mitochondrion; mitochondrial calcium ion homeostasis. The transcript is spliced from 3 exons. Gene Ontology annotation, cellular component: mitochondrial inner membrane; uniplex complex.
GUGCCUUUUUAUUUGGCCUCCUUGUGCUGGAGCAGCUGUAGUGUCGUUGUCGCGCCGCAUGGGGCGCUGUUUCCCUCGGCCCCUAAAACAACCUCCGCUUUGCGCAUUGCUGCCGCAUCCAACGCUGGAAACAUGGCGCCGGCCCUCGGUCGUUUGGCCCGACUGUCGGCUCUCGUACACGGCCGCAGCGCAGUGCUGAGCCGUGGCAGUGGACCGGGCGGAACCGUGACUCUGGGCCGGACAGCGGUGUGCACGUCAUCCGGUGCCGUCCUGCCCAAACCCAAGAAGACCCCCUUCGGCCUCUUCCGGAUCGCUCUGGUCGUGGUGCCCUUCCUGUACGUGGGGACGCAGAUCAGCAAGAGCUUUGCAGCGCUGCUGGAGGAGCACGACAUCUUUGUCCCUGAAGAUGACGACGACGAUGACUGAGGGGGUCUGAAGAUCUGGUGAUCAGAUCACCUCCUCUUGUCCUGACCACCGGGGUGGUCCGAGCAGCUCAACGCCUCUUGCUGUGUUUAAGUCGCCCCUGUCUGCACCAGAUUAGUGGUUUUUGCUGUGCUGAACACCGAGCCAGGGCUGUGCCAGGCUCACCGUGAUGUUGUACUGUCUCUGCAUGCUCUGCUGAAGUUUAAAUAAAAAGGCACCCACGUAGAACAACGCAGAUAA